GCAUUUCUCACUUUCGCUACUUAGUGAGUAUUUAAAUAUUAAUGAAGGGAUCUCUAAGAGGGACCCUUGCAUAGGGCAGGCCUUCCGCAGACCAGGGAACGCACCGAGGAGGUUGCUCUUGAACCCAAAGCCGCACCAGCUUGCAAGAACUCCACUCGGCCUUCAUCUGGAUCUCGGAAUUUGUGAAGCACAGCUUCUAAUCUCAGGUGUGCAGGCUAUUUGCCAGAAAGAAUUUUGCUGAACACCUAAAAUAAGCGUUAGCAGACAUCUUAAACACAAUAGAAAGAAAAGAGAAAACAUCUGUUUUUAGAAUUUUGUGUGUGUGUGAUGUGUUUGGAAAGGUUACUGGGAGGCUACAAUUCUUUCUUGGAAAAUUGCAAUAUUUCAUUUACUUUCUAAACCCACGCUGCUUAUUUUUUCCCUCCCGGUCAGACACUUGGGGAGAGAUGAUUUAAGAGGGGACCCUCGGUUCGGCGUUGGCGCCAUUUGGGCCGGUUCAGUGAAAGGCCCUGGUGUGGCAGCUGCUAUUUACGGUGGCAUAAAAACAAAAAACAACUCAUAACUUUUUGUAAUAAAUGCCCCUUUAUAGGUACCGCACACACAGGCCCAGCCAGGGGCCCUGGGGAGUUUGUGGGGAGCAAGAAAGGGAUGAAGGAAUGCUUGCUUGUUGUGAUCAUAGGGUUUUAAGGUAAUGCGGAGAUUUUUUCAAAGUUGGGUUUCAAAAGCCGAGGCAGCCUGCAGGCCAGCAAUAGUUUCAUGUUAUUUUAGUUCAUGGUUCUAGCUCUUCGGGGUUUUAAAAUACGUGUUUGUCCGUGUGUGCAGGGCCAGGGUUAAAAUGAAACCCCAAACAGUGGGGGAUUGAGCUUGCUUUUAACUCUGAUUGUGCCACAGGUACAGCUUCUCGCCUACUCUCCCACCUUAUUGAUGUGGUUUGGAUAACCUUGCUGGGUGCUUUCACCACAAAAUAAUGGGGGGCCUGUUUCCAUAACACCCCAGGGCCAUCAGCUGGCUCUUGGAGGUUGUGUUUCCGGGACAUGGACAGAGGCCCGGAUACUCCACGCUUGCCUCAUGCGUCCCUCCCUUUCGGCUGCCUAGUGCCCCCCGCACGAACCCCAAGGACUGAGGGGACCUUUUCAGUCCAGUCCAGCCACAGCUGGAGGCGGAAAUUUUACCUCUGUGCUGGAAGAACUACCCUUGGGUGUCUUUUUUCUGGGCUGCCUCCCCCACAGCCCCCUUGCCCCAUUUUGAGUUUUUAUUUAUGACUUUAUCAGAGGCAGUUAGCAGACAUGAAACCCGGGAUGGGACAUUUGGGGGCGAUCUCAGAAUCGGGGUGCCGCUGCAGAAGGCAGCCGUGCUAGCCGGGAGCUUCUGCUUGGCAUGGCAUUGGUGGUGAUGAGGUUGGUAAUUAGAAGAAGCUCAAGUUCCACUAGGGCCUUGCCUGUAAAAUGCUGAAGACAUUUUCCCCGAGGCCACAGGAGACUGGGAACACGGCGUGGAGGGCAGGCAUGGUGUGGCGCUCUGCUGAGGUUGCAGGGUGUCCCCCAAAUGAGCAGUGUCCGGCUCUCCUGCUCAAGGGGCCAGACACGGGGCGAGCCAGGGAAAGGCCUGAGCGUCGGAGGAGGCAGUCUCCAGGGCCACCGAGCGAGGGCUGCUAUUCGUCAAAGCUCCGAAGCCCUGUAGCCCUGUCUCCUGCCACACAGUGUGCCCCCGUCUUCUGCCACACAGUGUGCCCCCGGUCCAUGAAAUGGGAUGAGGUCAAGAUUCUGCAGCCAACAGUGGGGCCGGCGCCGGGCACGGAGGCCCUGGCGAGGCCCCGUCCUGCCUUUGCCCGUGUUCCUCAAGCCAGCUCAGCCUGAUGGGGUCUCGGGGUCCCACCAGGGGCUCCCAUGCGGUGUUGGCUCUCCCAUCUUGGCACUAUUCAUUUUUUGAGGGCACACACACAAAGGAGAAGGCUCUGAAAAUGAAACUGGUGCUUGUCUGUCUUUAUUGCUUGUAGAUUUCACAUCAAGAACAUAGGAAGCAGGGGGCCAGGGCCACAGGGACUGUGGUGUGGGCUGGUGGAAGGACAGGCCUUGGUUUUCCUUGUUUUGUUUUAAACCAGAGCCUGCCCCAGGAUGGUCCCCUGCCUGCGCUGGCGCCUCACUGGGCCCCAGACGCUCCUGGGUGAGAAGGGUCUGCAGGGUGCUGGCGGGGACACGCUGGUUUCUGCCUGGGCAGCGCCCCUCUGCAUUGGUGAGGUCCUCAUGCCCGGCGCCUGAGCAGGUGCAGGCCAGCAGUUUGCCGUGCCCCCAGGAACGGGGUGGGGCUUUGCAGCAGGGUUACUUUCUGUUGUGUGCUUUGCACCCGGCCGGGUCAGGCUGUCUGUGUGAAACUGUCUCGAUCCCUCCGGCCCCCUAAAGGGCACUGGGGCCUGUCCCGGCCCAGCAUGGACUGGGCCUGACCAGAAGGUAGACUGUGAGACCCGGGAGGGACUGGGAAGGGCUCUGCCCACCCAGAUGGGCACCCUGCCUGGCCGGGUGUCCAGGGGAACCUCUCGUGUGGUGUAGGUGCAUGCCUGUGCUGGAGGACGGUCUCUAGCAAGGGAGGGGUCCUUUCAGGCCAGGCAAGAAACUUGGUAAAGCCACCAUGCUUCCCUGGGGUGUUGUCUUUGGGUCUUGAAGUUUCUCUGAAUGUUUUGGGAGAGAGGAGAAGACUCUAGCACGCUGCAGCCUGAGAGCCUGGGCUGCAGUUUGCCCCUGCCCCUCCCUGGGUGAACCUGGCACCUCUGAGCUCCUCUGAGCCUGGACUCUGAGCUGUAAAGUGGGAAGAGUAUGAACCCACCUCGGAGGCUUCAGAUGCUGUUUUGAUAAAGCACCCUUCCAGCACGUUGUCGGGGAGCGGGGCAUAAAUGGCUCCGGCUAUUGGCAUUCGUACUGUUGUCAAUAAUAAUCCCUGUGUUUGUUGAGUUAUUAUUUACUUACCACUACUAUUAUUUUAUGUAUUAUAUUAUGUGGUAUUCGAAGUAACAGAGAAUCCAACUUUGGUCUCACCAGAAAAUGAACCAAGAAGUUUCCUCUUCCGGCCCUACAGGUGGGGGUAAAAGUGGACCUUGAUGUUACCUCCAAGGUAGACUGGCGGGAACUCACAGAGCCAGCGCUUCCCUCGUCACAGGGGCUUGGUGUGAGUGACAUCCAGAUGCGUCUUACACAUCACAUUGGGUACACAGGAUGAGGCCAGGGUCACCUUGGGGACCUGGCAAGUGCUGACAGAGGAGGCAUUCCUUCCCAGGGGCAGGACAGAAGGCACGUGUGGGUGCUGGCCCUGGGGUCUGACCUUUGUGCCCCCUCCUUCAGAGGCAGGACGUCCUGACACAGGGCCCACCGCGGCCGCAGCGGCCACCAGCGUCCUGGCUGGUGAUUUGGUGGGACGGCUUCACCACUCUGAAGAGCAAAUUGUUCUUUGGCCUGGCACGUUAACCGAAGUGCUUGCUUUGGAGAAUUUUCCCUCCUAGCUGGUCAUUCAGGAAGACCCAGCAAGAUCGUCCUUGCUGAAAACAUCUUGUUGGAAUAAGAGAGAGCCCUAAAUGGCGUCGGUCAUGCUUUCUGAUGCUGUAGAGCUGAGCAGGGAGAAAAAGCAACAAUUGUCUCCAAGCAGAGACAAUGGAUCUUUCAUGGGAAAUAUUUAUUUUCGGGGCCGCCCAGCGUUCCCUGGGCUGGGACAGUCCAUGGAGCUCGAGUGUCCGGGAAUGGCAGGCCCCAGACAUGUAGUUGGGGACAGAGAUUUAGAGAAGAAAAAGAGAAAGCCUCUUGCCCCAUGGUUCCUGAACAGUUUUUGUGGGCACAUCUGGCUCUCUUUGUUGAGCGGAGGUUAAACUUGCAUGAGUUCAUUUUGUUUUCUUCUGCGAUUUAUUUUUAAGAGCCGCAGGGCUGCCCUUGCAAGUACUGGAGAGAUGGCCAGGUUUGGGGUCGUGGGCAGAUGGGGCCUCCCUCUGCCAGGCCCAGUCGGCCUUAGCCAGGGCCUUAGCUAGCUGGGUCACAACAUGGAAGUGAGGAAAAAUAGAGCCUGGAAGAGGAAAGCUCUGUCCCCACAGGGCUCAGGGAGGGGCCAUCGAGAGGGCGAUUGGGGCCAGUAGCUGUGGUUUUCCAGGGUCUGCUCUUCCCCAAAUUCCGUUCUCAGAUGAACUUGGGAGUGGCCCGUAGGUUGCGGGAGAGUCUGCCCCGACUUGGUGAAGCCCGACACGAGCAAACACCCUUCCGGGCUGGAGAGGGUGUUUUUGUAACUCUGACAAACGUGGCCCAGAGUUAGGGCUCUGUGAAUAUUUUCCGAAUUGAUAGAAUGAAGAGAAUUUCACCCCAGGCCUACGCACGACCUGUCCCCCCGGCCCGUUCUGCGAGGUGUCGGAGGAGCUGCCCGGGAAGCCAGGCCAGAGCCCAGGCUCCGGUUAGCAGCUUUGGGAGGGGUGGGCCGUGCCAGGGCCUGAAGCGAAGCAUCGGAAGGGGGAGGUUUGGGAAGGCUGAGGUGGCUCAUCGGCCAGGGACACCCAGCCCCUUAGGGGGACCUGUCUGGACACCCCAGCAAGGCCUUGAAGGAGGACAGAUGAGGGAGUGUCCCUGGUCCGGUGGGGGACCAGGGUCACCCAAGCUUUCUUGGCUCAUUCUAAUAUCUGGCUUCAGAAAUGAGGUUUCAUUUUUUGUCAGUCGGCUGUCACGUUUUAUUUUUUUCCAAUGUGAGAACUUCUCGGCAUGGCCCCUGUCGCCCUCGACAUUAGCCCACUCAGAAGGGAGCUCCCUUUCAGGGUGUCCAGGAGCCUCUGAGGCAAUAGGGAGAAUUGGUAAUAUAAAAAUCAUGAAAAAGAAUGAAAUCUUGUGACAAUGGGCAGAAAAACCCCCAAACCAGGUUCUUAGUCACUUUUUUGUGCGUGGUGGGAGGGAGUUUGAAAGUAAAACAAAAAUUGGGGAUGGGAAGCUUCUCGUUGGCAUCUGGACUGGGGAGUCUCUUCUUUUUGACCACCCAGGAACCCGUGUGGAGAGAGUGGCUGUGCCCACUGUCCAGCUAGCGCCAAGGAGGUUUCUGAGUAGAGAUGUGACCGCCGGGUCACCGGUUGGUGUUGUAAAAUAGGACCGGUGUUUGCCAUUAACCAAAUUUGUGCAUGAAAGCCACACAGUAAAAAGGCUAAACAAUUUUUUUUUUUAAAUUCAGUGAUAGAAUUUUCCCUCCAGAUUAAAAAAGAAUCGUCCCUUUUGCUUUUGGCUUUCUAAAACCGGGUUUGGGUUUUUUUUUUUUUCCUGCGGAACGCCCUUUCCUUAGUUCUGGCAUUUCAGAUGGCAGGAAGAGCAUUUCGCUGAAAUAUUUACCUGCUGAUUUGGGGCUCUUAAAUUUAGAAUCCCCUUUCACGUGUUUAAGAGAGAUAUUUACAUUCAAAUCAGCCUUUUAUAAUUACAUUUUAAAUUAUAAUAAAAUGAUGGUGCCGGCGCUCCAGUUUUCCGUGUAUUUUGACGCUAAGGGCAGCUGUGGCAAAUUGGGUGGGGGUUGCUUGUCCCCAGAGCCCCCCUGCCCCACCGCGUGGGUUCUGGCCUGCAGGGGCACGUGUGUACUGAGCAUGUGGGCCUACAUGGGUGUCACCUGUGGGGCCCUCCCCACACUGCCAGGAGAAGGGCAUGCCGGGGACUCUGGCCCCAUACAGUACAAUGGUGCCCUAGCCUUGCUGCCUGGAGCUCCAUCUGAGAAGGGCCUGAUUCCGGCUGGAGUCCAGGCCCACCGCCCUUGUGGCCUGACUCCCAUGAUGGCCGGUAGGCCUGCUCUAGAGGCCAUUAUCUCCUGGGCAGCCAGCUGGGCACAGCAGUGGCCACUUCUGGUUGAGGCAGUCCUGUGGGUUGGGGGGCGGGCACCUCCUCCUGCAGCCGUCACCCAGGCCCUGCCUCCUCUGCCAUGCCCCUGUGGGUCUUACAGUUGCCAUCCCAUCUUGAGUGGCUUCCUGAUGUUGCUGGCUGGCAGGGCAGGCCCCAUGCUGUGGAGCAUGGGGGACCCUUCCCUCCCAGGGCCAGGCUCUUGGCAGCCAGGCCAAGCCGCUGCUGGAAUGGAAUUCCCAGCGUUCCUGGUGGGGCGCAUGGCAUCGGAAUCCUACCUGCUUUGUCUCUGGCAUCAGCUGGCGAGCUGGUCACGUGGCCAUGUGCGUGAGUGAGACCAGAGCCCAGGACUGAGGGCUCCUCCUGGGCAGCUUCCUCCUUGCUCACUCACCCCCACCCCGUUUUUUUUGGCUUUCAGCAGGACCCGCUCUGAGCAGGCGUAAAGCAGUGUUAAUAUCAAACAGAAUCCGGGCGGCAGGCAGCUCCUGUCCACUGCAGGAGGCUCUCACGGUCCCCUGGGCUCUCACAGUGCACUCAGACCGCUCUUUAUCUCAAGUCCUUAUUGACAGAAAGGCCCUGAUGUGUCCCGUACGCCCAGGAGUCAGGCUCAGAGCCAGACGGUGGUCACUCCACGCCGUCCCCUCUAGUGUAGGGCUGGCCCUGCCUGCACCCGGACAGCCAUGGGGUGGGUAGCCCCGCUUCCUGGGGAGCCCCUUCCCACACUCCCAGCCUUGUUGCUCCCUGUGGUCACUGCUGCAGCUCCCGGUCACAGAGGGCGACAGGGGAGAGCUGGACAAACGUGUGGCCCAGCAGACCCAGCCUGAUGCCUGCAGGAGAGAGCAAUGGGGUCCAGUAUUUUAUCUCCAGAUCAAAGAGCCACAGUGAAACCCCAGGCCUGCCAACCCCAGUUGUAGGGCAAGAGGACUGGGAUGUUUCCCUGACGUGGUGGCAAGGUUUGGUUUUGGUGAAAUCAAAGAUUAGUGAGGGUGCGAGAGUGGGGGCUGAUGGGCCUGGACUCCGCCCCUGGCACCCUGUCCGCUGUGGCUGCCUGGCCACCCUCAGCCCCCUCAGUAUCAAGCGCCCACUGGGUGCUUGGAUGGGGCUUGGGGCUCUGUGCAUGUUGUUAAUUCUGCCACUCCAGCAGCCCUGAGCGGGAGGAGCCAUUAUCCCCUUUCAUUCUAUAGAUGGGGAAACUGAGGCAGGCUUGCCCAUGAUGAAGUGGCUAGUCGGACACAGGGCCACUGUAGCUGCAGCCUGGACUCCCAGCUAUAGCAGCGCCAGCCUCUAGGGGCGUUAGGAGACGGUUCACUGCAAGGGCCCCAGCCAGGGCAGCUUUCAGGGUGGGGUCUCUGGCCUCACCCUGGGGAAACGGCCAGGGCACUGGCUGCUGCCUGCUGAGCCCGGCGUGGGAACAAUGUGGCCUCUAUCCCUGGAGCGAGCCAGGCCGCCUGGACGCCCAGCCCCUCGGAGCAGCCCGGCCAGGCAGGCGCCCACAGCAUGGCGCCCAGUCAGUGCUGCCCGUCCACAGGGUGCUGGCGUCUUGGCCAGGCCUGGGCGGCCGCUCCCCAUAUCCUCCCUGGCCGGCGACUGAGUGGCCAUACGCUGGCUUCCUCCUCCCUCUCCCGCCUGGCCAGCCUCCUCCUUUUUUGGUGGUGGGUUUGGGGGCCCGGCCCACCCGCCACUGCCACGUCUGCCAUCCUCCCGCACCCACGAGCAUCUUUCAAAAAUUCCCGGUGGGCGGGGCCGAGCUGCAGCGGCCGCCUCUGCCCCCCCUCCCCGGGCAGCCAGUGCCAGAUGAGAGCAGGAGACAAAAGUAGCAUUUUCCUCGUACUCCGGGGCUGGCAGUGGGGCCUUCCCCUAGCGCCACAUGGCUCCUGGCAGCCCUGCCCCCUGUGCCAGCAGGGCCCACUGGACCGAAGGACAGCGGCGGCCGGAGACCAGGGGGCCCACAGGCCUGCGGCCAGGGCUGGCACCAGACAGCCUGCUGGCGGGCGGGACCUGCCCUCCUCCCCCGCCCGGGUGAUGGGCCAGGCCCGGGGAUGUCAUUUUCACUUCCUGGCUUUGGAGAAGGCGCCUCCAUCUUCCGGCACCUCGGAGCCCUCCAUCUUCCGAGAAGGAUGCCCUGCCAAAAACUGCAGGGAAAAUGCAGGAGCCAAGCCCAUUUGCUUUCGAGAUUCAAAGCUACAGGCUUUAGAAAUCACAAUAAAAAUGAAUGUUUAUCAUUUCACAGUCGCUGCGUCUUCCAUUAUGGUGGGAACAAAUGCCUGGGGAAGCAUUAACAGCCACGGCCUACUCCUGCCUGCCUGGCCGUGUCAGUUUGUGCGGAGGCCUCAUUAUUAUUAUUUUAUUUUAAUUUUUGACGGCACCAGGACUGGCAUAGGGAAAACCACCAGGACCAUCCACGGCUCCUCCCAGCAAACUCAUCGGCAGGCACGGCCAGGCCGGCCCCCGGGAGGGAGGACUUCGCAUCUAGAAACAGAGCCCCUUUUAUGUUGUCCGGCAUCUUUAAUGUUUCCAUGUCCACAGUUUAGGGAUCUAGUUCUUUCUCCCUUUCAUUUUAGUUUUGGGAAAAAAAAAAGAAAAAGAAAGCAAGCUCCUUUUGGCCUCAGCUCAGCAUAGGGAAAAAUAUUUUCGGUUGCUGCGGGCUUUGUUUUCGAGCACUUGUUUCAACGUGGGGGUUCCACCUGAGAGUGCUGUGCCGGUCUUGUUACCGCCCUGCCCGCAGACUGCAUGUGGAGUGUGCACGUGUGGGCACUGUCCGCUACACAGACCCUCAGGGGGGCCUGAGUGGCCUCGUGGCCUGCCCAUGUCCUGGAUCCCAUGCCAGGGGGUCCUCACCUGCAGAGCUGCUGGGGGAGACACCCAGCUUGUCCAGGGCCUGAAACGUGGCCGGCAGGGCUGAGAGUCCCUCAAAGACCUUUGUGUCCCCCGCCACCUCGCCACCGCUGUCCAGGAGCUGGGCUCAGUGGCUGCCUGGGUGUCCCUUGGUCCCUGGCCCUCCAGAAGCACUGACCCUUUUGAUUCAGAGGUGGGCUUUGCAGAGCACUGCUCCGUGGCCACCUCCAUGCUCUGGCAGGCUAACAAAAGCAUCCUUGGAUGCGGCCUGGUUCCCCACCCUUGAGGGGAGCCAGGGUCUUGAUUUAUGGAAAAUGGAAAAUCAGACCCGGAAAGUUCUAAAAUGGCACUGAGAGGAAAACUCCCAUGGAAAUCCAUCUUUGUUUUCCCAGUUCGGAGGUGCGUGGGCCCUGCGUGCGCCAGUCUCGGUCUGAGCGGCCGGCCUCAGCAGACAGCACCAAAUCUGAAAACGGAGCUCAGCUAACACGAGGGCUCUCAGCGGCUGCUUUUGUUCUUAGAUGAGCCAGCAGUCGAUACUGGAGGGGUUGGGGCUGCAGAAACAGGCAUAUAUAGCAGAGAUAAUUAAAACAUUUCUUGACAUGACAGCCACAUUCUGCUGCAAGCUGGAGGAUUCGUGCCACCCAAAUAUUUAGCAAGCAUCAAAUAAAACACUGGUGGCAAAAUAAAAGUAAUAGAAAAAAAAGCAUAAUACAAUUUAAAAGCAAAAGAGUCAAGGAGAUAGGGAAUGGGCAGGGGAAAAGUGGGAGUUCAGCAUUUUAGAAGAAUUUCCAUGUUUAAUAGCUGGCUACUCAUUUUUGUGUAUAAUUAAUGUUGGCAAAUAGACCCUUAAUCCUAAAUCCUGGAUUGAGAGAUGGUCAGAUUUCCUGAUCAUUAAUUUAUUGUUUUUGUUUUUUGGGUUUUUUUUUUUGGACAAGAUAGGGGCAAGUAGCAGAAAAAUCAGUUAAUUCACAUAAAGAAACAUUUUCAUUCUAAAUUAGUAUUGCCAGUGCAGUUACAUUUACCUAGUGUUUUUCACAUGCUUGAGAAACUCGCUGUCCCGUGUACACUUCGGGCACCUGGGACCGUUGCAUGUGAUCAACUAUCAUCUAAGCUUUUAACUUGGAUAACUUUCGACCCUCGCCCUCUAACCUCAAAAUCAGUAAAAUGCUAUGGAUUCUGCUUUUUAAAAAAAUCAGGCCAAAAUCUCAGCAUUCUCCAUGGCUCCCAGCGCUUCUCGGCAGGAUUUUUUUUUGAAGAAAGUACCACGCAAAGCACUAUUCACAUCAUCGCUUCUAUAUAAAUUCCACUAUAGACUGAAAUUAUACAUUCUCGCAGCACAGAUGGGCUGGUCUGUCAUUACGGCUGCCGGGUACUUGUUGGAACACACAGCAUAUUUCAAUUGUGGAGUCGACAAUUUCGAAGAACUGGGGUCAAAAUAAACAAGUUGCAUUUGUGUUUAGAAACAAGACUUAUUCAACGAUCUUCUCAGCCCUUGGAAAAUUCGGCAGAGAGCGAUCAUCACCUUCAUUAAACUUUAAUUGAAUUUUUGGUCUGCAUCUUUUAAGACCCCACAUGCCCUGUGUCAAAGGCCCAUCAGUGUUUUAAUUAAUGACCAAUUUUCCUCUUCUGCUGCAGCACAGGCCGUGGAACACAAGUUUUAAAUUCGGACUCGUGGCUGUGGUUUUGACUAUCUUUUGAUUUUCAUUUUAACAUCUUAACAAUUUUAGUAUCUUACUAAUAUCUAUAGGGAAGGUGUUAAAUCUCUAACUGUUCUAUGUUGAGUUACAUAUUGUUUUGAGGCCUUUAUGAAAAAUCAGAUAAUUUAUAUUUAGGAUGCUCUAAAGAUACAUUUACAUCCAAACUCCACCAGCAAAGAAAUGCAGCAGGUAAAAUACAGAGUAGCCAUAAACUUAAAAAAAAUUAUCUCACCAAGAUAGCAAAGGGCAGAAUUUAUCGGUUUGUAUCAACCUGGAGGGCAGAGCAGCCUUUACAGCCACAAUAAUCUGCAAAUGAUGAUAACUGUUUAUUUUGCAAAUAUGCUCAUGUUACGGUGCAAUCAGUGAAGGCUUCUUUCUUUUCCCUUAUGUGUGUUUGCCUCUGUGUUUCUAAAUUCCGGAUUCAGGCUCUGCAGUUCCUCGCCGGCUGAGACCAGUUCCCACGUUCCUGCCUCAGUGGCGGUGGCCGGGAGGAGGGAAGGGUGCGCCUCCGGUGUUGCCUCCCGCCAGCUCCAGCCACCGCGUCCGUUUGUUCAUAGAAGCACUUUGUUGCAGCCUGUUUACUUUCGGGGAUGGACCUGUUGGCGGAGAUGUUAGCAACUAAUAGGAAAAGUAAAAAGUUGAUGAGAUUCACCGGAGCUGCUCGGGAGCCUGCUCUGCGGUCCGGCAGCUUUUUUGUUUUGUUUUGUUUUGUUUUGAGAUGGAGUUUCACUCUUGUUACCCAGGCUGGAGUGCAAUGGCGCGAUCUCGGCUCACCGCAACCUCCACCUCCUGGGUUCAGGCAAUUCUCCUGCCUCAGCCUCCUGAGUAGCUGGGAUUACAGGCACGCGCCACCAUGCCCAGCUAAUUUUUUGUAUUUUUAGUAGAGACGGGGUUUCACCUUGUUGACCAGGAUGGUCUCGAUCUCUUGACCUCGUGAUCCACCCGCCUCGGCCUCCCAAAGUGCUGGGAUUACAGGCGUGAGCCACCGCGCCCGGCCACCUGGCCUUAUUAUUAUUAUUUUUUGACAUGGAGUCAUCUCACUGUGUCACCCAGGCUGGAGUGCAGUGGUGUGAUCUCGGCUCACCGCAACCUCCUCAUCCUGGGUUCAAGCGAUUCUCCCACCUCAGCCUCCCGAGUAGCUGGGACUACAGGCGCGCACCACCAUGCCCAGCUAAUUUUUGUAUUUUUAGUAGAAACGGGGUUUCUCCUUGUUGACCAGGAUGGUCUCGAUCUCUUAACCUUGUGAUCCACCCGCCUCGGCCUCCCAGAGUGCUGGGAUUACAGGCAUUGUCUGGCAGUUUUAAACCACAUCUUCUUUUCCAAGUCUGGUCUUUGAGCCUGUCGACUCCUGCCUCCAUAGCUGGGAUCUGGUCCAGGUCUGGGCACUCUAAAAGAUGAGGCCACGUGAAACGGCCCCAGCCUUUGGGCCACAGAGUCUCUAAGCAGCCGUGGGCAUGGCGAUGGCUGUAAUAGUAACAGCAGCACUCCCUGCUGCUAUUCCCAUUCCCGCUGCGUGCCCUGGCACCUGUGUUCAGAAGAGCAGUGGCCUUGGGACCCGAAGCCCGGGUUCAGAUCGGGUCGUCUUUGAUUUGGGGCUGUGUUGAUCCAGGGCAAGUGAUUUCACCUCUCCAGCCUCAUUUCCUUAUCUGUAAAAUGGAGGCAGUAAGAGUCAACUUUCUGAACCCAUGGAAAGCUGGGAUCAUGGUGAGCACCCCAUAAAUGCUACUGCUUCCUUGCCUUAUUUCUGAGACUCAGACGAUGCCUGCAGUGGGGCAUGAUCAUCACCUCCGUUCCACCAGGGGAGGCAGCAAACCUCGGAGAGGCUAAGUGGGUUCCCCAAGGUUCAAUCAGCUGAUCAGGGUUGGGCCAGGACUUGAACCCAGCCCUGCCACCCUCCAAAGCCCAGGUUCUGCCACAGCAUCCACCGGUGAGUGUUUCCGCACUGGCGUGCGUGCUGCCCCGGGUGUGGACAGCGUGCUUGCACACAGGCAUGUGCGUGUAACGUUUGCAUGCGUGUAGAGGCGCCCUCUCGUUUCUCCACUGGCUGACACUCCUGGCAGGUCAGCAGCGUCAGAAGACGUGAACUGGUGUUUGGAGGUGCGUUUGUCUAAGUGGGCCACGGAGCCCUCAGCCCACCCCUGAGGAUGACUGGGCCAUGGGCCUCCGAGGCCCCAGGGAUGCCUGUGAAGGGUGGUUUUCCCCAGCCCGGGGCUAGCCGAAGCCGAUGGGGGUGGACUGGCUAUCCAGGCAUGGGCUUCUCAUGGGCACUCGGCACUGCUGAGCGGCCCUGGCUAGGUGGCCUGCACACUGGGCCCUGGCCAGACGCACUGCUGCUUCCUUAUGUGGACAGGCGGUUCUGGGCGCCGGCCAUUUGCAGACUGGGAGGAGUGGAAGUGAGGCCUGCAGGCCCCAGAGAGGAAAUGGCGGCGUGGGCAGGCCCAGAACAGGACCGGGAAGGCGGGCCCAGGGAGGGAGCGGCCCCAAAGGCCUCUGUGGGCCGGUCAGCGUGCUAGCGGCCUUUCUCCAAGAAGCAGCCAGCUGGCCAGGCCUUCCCAGGCAGGCCUGUGUGUCUGCCCACAUGCACACACCUGUGCCUGCGUGCCGGGGCACGGGGAGUUUCGUGGCCCCAUUUCCUAAUAGGGAGCAUAGCAGGGACUGGGUCCGAUGAGACGGCGUAAGUGCCCAGCACGCCUUCAGAUGAAACAGACCUUGAUAAAAGUGGUUCUUACCACAAGGCCUCAGCUUUGUCUUUAAAAUGGGGCUUCCAGCCUCCGCCUCAAUAGACGGUUGCAGGCGCCACAUGAGAUCCUCAUCUGGGAGCCCUUGGUCUGUUGGCGUUUCCCGCACCGUGGCCUUAGGAAGACGGGACGGGAGGCCCGGGCUCUGCGGUGGGCCCUCUUAGCCCAUUUCAAACCCUCCCCACUGGCUUCCCAUGACCUUAACAGGAUGGCGUUAUCCAGCAGCCACCCAGAUGCCAGGUGUGCCGCAGUUUCGGGUGGUCUUGGAGAAGGGUCCCAGCACCGGCUUGUGUGAACCUCUGGGUUUCCAGGCUUCUAGGCGGGCUGGGUUCAGGGUGUGGGCUGGGCCAGCCGUUCCCAAAACCCCAGAAGGAAUCCGCAGGAGGCGGGGACUGGGAAGGCAGCCGGGUUGCGCCAGUGCCUGCCAGGGAACCUCUGGCCCCAUUUCCUGGGAGCCCGGGCCCCGCCCUGGGAUUCCUGGAGUGGGCGUGCCCACGCUUCCGGCCAGACGUGGGUGGAGGGAUCCCACCCCGGGCCUUCCACCCGGGAGGCUUCUUUCAACUCCAUGGAAGGAGGACUCCACCUGGGCCUGGUGCUUCAAGGUUCGGAUGAGCGGACACUGGCGCCUGUGACCUUGCAGCGGACGCUCUUUAAAGUCCGCGUGGCCUUGCUCGGAAGCCUGGGCGGCGUGGAGACGGUCCCCUCAGCUGGAGAUAGUAAGUUGCGCGAUGCCCGCACUUGUGGAGACUCCCAGCACCUGGUGGGUGGGCCGAAGGGGGCUCAGGCCUCCAGCACUGGGGUGAGCUGUCUCCUACGAUGGAUUCAAAUGACUCAAAUCCACGGGGGUUGGCCCAAGGCACCCACAUUGUGGAAGCAACUUGCAAAUGGGAUCUCCUGGGGCCAAGCAAUGUGGCAGGCCACGCCGGUCCACAGCGGCCACAGCCUUGGCCAGGUGCCGUGGAGGAAAAGAUGUGGCCUCCGCAGUGUAUCCAUCUGCCAGGGUGACGGGGCCAGCAGGGCAGGAGCAGAGGGGAUCCUGGGUGGCGGAAACCCCCUGCUUUUGUCCAGGGGAGAAAGUUGGGGCUGCGUUCGGUGCAUGCUGGAUGCCUUGACACCCUCAGGGCGGGGGUGUCAAGCUUUGCUGAGUACCUACUCAGUGCCAGACCCCGGACCAGGUGCUUUCCAUCCAUUUUUAUAAAUGUCCAUUUUUAAAUGUCAUCUGCCAAUUCCAUUUCAUUACGACAGCCAUCCGGAGCCAGCAUGUCACCGUGCUGUUCUUGGGCUAGAAUACGGAGGAAACAGGACAGACGGGCCCCUGUCUGCGUGGACGUUCCAGUCUAGUGGGGUGUGGGUGUUAAUGGUUGUCUACAUGAGGAGACUAAGGUUCAGGGAGGCCGAGGGAUCUCCGCAGAGUAACAGGGCCAGCAGCUACUCCCUAAGCCAGGUCCUCCCACACCUGCGCCUGCACAGAACCACACGGAUCCCUGUUUCUCUUCAGCCUCUCUUGGAUGCUGGCCUUGUCCGGUUCUCUCUGGACCCCCAGCACGAGGAAGGACCAUUCCUUCAGCUUGGAAUCCUUCUGCCCCAGGGAGAGCCAGAAUUGUACUGGGGGCAUGGGUCACUCUGGCUCUGAGGCCCUGAGACCUCUCUGGCUAAGUGGCCAUUGCGCCUGCAUUCAGGGCAUGCUGGUUUGGACUGUGCUGGGCUCCAGGGCAACCUGCCACUCUCCGGCUCUGUGCCCUCAAGUCCUGGUGUGCUGGCAGGCAUCGGACUGCACACAGUGUGGCCACAGGCGGCGGUAAGGAGGGAGCCGCAAUCGUCCUUGUUCUUGGUGUUUUGCGGCUGAGAGGCAGGCACCGUAUGAGAUUGUGCCCCCGAUACCAUGCGCCAGACCAGGAUGGGCUCACAGGAUAGCAGCCCCGCCAGGGCAGAUGGGGACCACAUCAGGGCAGGGGCACAAGAACCUUCUGGAGACCCCACCCCAUCCAUCGGCGUGGUUCACACUCCUGAAUGACCUAUCAUCUUCGUGUGCUGCAGCACGCGUGGCCCUGAGCCCACGGGUUUUCUUGUGUUUCGGAGUAGUGCUGAGCUCACUGCAUUUUGCAGAGGAUUAGCUCAGAGAGGCUAUGGAACCCAUCAUGUGCCAGGCCCUGGGACGGCCAUGGGAAGAGGUCCAACAGCACCAUUGAGUGAUGGGAUAGAGCGGACCUGGGGGAGCACUGGGGCCUUGGCCAGAGGGACUGGAGCCCAGACCCACAGUCUAAGCCCUGCGCUGCCUGCACCUGGCCCACAGGCAUGGCAUCCUCAUGGAGAGGCAGGCUUCGUGUUCUCAGCAAACGCAGGCACCAAACGGAGACCAGAUAGAGGCCAGUACCAGACGGGGCCAAGAAGUUAGCAUGGAACAUCCUAGGAAUCCAGGAGGCCUCCCAGAGGUGACAGCCCUACAGUCCCCGGCUCCUUCCCAAAGCUGACUUCCGAGGCUGCAGCUGCAGAGCUCCUGUGUCCAGCCCUCAGGCCUGCCACGUCCCAGGGCCCCACUGCCAGGCACCGCCCCAUGCCGGCCCUGUACAGGCCACAUCUGCUGCAGCAGCCAUGCCAGAGCUCCGCCUCCCGGGCUCCGUCCCCAUGGAAACCACGGUGGGGGGGCUCCUGCUGCAUUUGGCCCGCUGACUGGUUUCCAUUAGAGCCGGCCUGCUUUCCCUGAGCUCUGCCCCUGAAGUUCCAGGCUUCGCCUGGGGGUUUCUUCUCACAUUCGCAGAGCACCAGUCGUUUGGUGCCAGGGAACCCAGCAGUCUGGGCCCUGCCCGCCCUGGCCAACACCCACCAGCAGCACCUGAUGCCCAGUGCCAUGGCCACUCCCCUGUCUUUUCUUGUUGAAACCAGUGGCUGCUGGCUUCUGGUGUUGAGGACUCAGCCCUGUGUCCGAGUCAGGGCCUUGGGCUCCCAUCUGUCUGGGCCGUAGAAUCACUGACGGCCCUUGAAUAAGCCCCUUCCUCUCUCUGGGCCUCAGUUUACCCAUCUGUAAAAUGAGAGGGUGGAACUAUUUCAUGAGUUCCUUGCAAUGCUGAGAAAGAAAGAGAAAGAGAAAAUGAAGCCGCAGGAGCACUGGCACUGCCAGGUUCUCAGAACUGGCGUUCUUGUUUGUUUGCAAAGAGUUUUUUUUGAGGGAAGGAGUCAUAGAAUUUGACCAGAGAUGAUUGUUUGAGGGGUCAAGAGCCAGCCAGAGCCCACGGACAUGCAGCACAGAAGGCGCAGUCAGAAGCCUGGGCAGCAGUACCCGUCAACCAAGCACCCAGUGACCUGGCUGUGAACACAGUGAGCGGAGGCAGGAAGUGUGCCAGCACCGGAAUCCGAAGGGCUCGGGAACACUCCCUGAGAGGUUUCCGGAGGUCAGAAAUGUGGGCAGAAAAUGAGACCCAGCUUUUAAAAACCUGGCCGACUCAUCCCCAGGGAGCCCAGGGAGCCCAGGGAGGCCUGAGAAGGUGCUGCCACCACCUCGUGGCUGAGUUGCAAGCGCUCACCAGGCCAGACCUGGGGGUGCUGGGCUGUUAGGGUCAGCAGCAAGGUGGCCGCAGCCCAGACGAUGUCCUGGUGGUGCCUUUCUCAUCCAGCUCUUGGGAGUCGGGCGUCUCCAGCGGGGAGGUGGUGAUGGUGCUGGGGCCUUUUGCCUGGCCUGCCAAUGGCCGGCUUGACUCUCCCCAUGGGACCUCCCAGCUCCUGCUGCCUGGGGUGGUGUUGCGCGUUGGCCUCCCCUGGGCCUUGUGGGUGCCGGCACCAGCCUGGGAACAUGUUUCCCACUCACAGACGAGGGGCAGAGCCCAGGAGGUGGUGGCAGAGCUUCUUGGCAGCAGGGAGUGAACAGCCCACGGGAUGGGCAGGUUGCUUUGCCUCCCCCUGCCUCAGUAUCUUCAUCUGUAAAAUGGGGCUAGUAACCUUAACCUCCUAGUUAGGGUGAGAGUUUGACCGGAUGAGAGGCAGGAUUGGAGCUGGAUAAAUGGCAGGAGAUGGCACCAGAACUGUGUCCACCCAGUAUCCUUGUCAUGAGCAAGGCAGACCACACAUCCCAGAGAGCCCAGCUCCAUGAUGGGAGAGCAGGGGCAGGCUAACUGUGGUCAGGCCCACCUGGAGUGGCUGCUGGCUGGUCUCCAGGGUGACAGUCACCCUGCCCUGGUGUCCCAGGUAGCCCGAGAGGUGGCGUUUCCUCUUCAUCUCAACCAAGGGGCUGAGUCAGCUCCCCACUCAGCUUCUGCCUCUGCCUCCUGCCUGAAGCCACCGGGCUUUGCUGACUGGUCCCAGUGACAGGGGAUGCAGCUGCAGGGCCCUGGGGACAUCGUCACUGUAGCUCAAAGGGUGGGCUUGGUGGCGUUUUCAGUUUUCUGUCCUGGGCAAGAAUGAAACCUUGGUUUGAGUGACUACAUCCAGAUGGCCACCACAUUUGCGCCCCCCCCCACCCAAGCUUUGCGCCCCCCACCCCGCCUUUGUGCCCCCCCACCCUGCCUUUGCAACCCCCAUCCCACCCUCCCAAUAAAAGUAGGCCGAGGGCGUCACCACAGAGCCCUGGCCGGGGCUUGAUUUAGACAUUCAGGGAGCCCGGGAUAAUGUAGGAAAUGAAGGAAAUUUCCCCAGGGAAAGGGGAAGAGAAGACAGAGGAGCUUAAGUGCCCACAUGAUUAUUAAGCGUGGCGGGUGAGUUACAGCCAGGCAGGCCGCUCCUGGCAGCUCCCUGUCCCCUCCCUCCCAGUGCCCCGAGCCCUGGAGAUUUGGCCACGGGGAAGACAGAGGCCACCGGUAGGCCCAGCACCCAUGCUCUGCCCUGUCUCCAGGAUCUGGGUCCUCAACAGUCCCUGGGCAGGUGGCAUGGCUCCUCUGUGUGCUGGGCACGGACAUCUGUCAUCGGAGCCAUCUCACAGAACCUUGAUGGAUCACCGGCCCCAUCUUAUGGGCCAGGAAGCCCAGGUCUAGGAGGCCAAGCCUCGUGCGACCCUCUAAACAGCAGAGCCUGAGCCAGCCUGGCCACCGGCCCAUAUCCUAGGCCUUUCUCUCUGCCAUGGCCACAUUCAGUGGCCUCAGAUGGGAAGGGCUGGGGAGGCCCUUGUCCCUCCUUAGAAGAAGGGACGAGGGCAGAGUGGUAGUGGCGAUGGUCAAGAAACAGGCCUCUGCCCAUCCUGCCCUAUCUCCUGCCAUUCAGGGCUCCUGUCCUUCUCCUGGCCAAGGUCCAGUGUCCCCUUCAAGAGACUCUUGAGACCCUCAACAGCCAACCCCGACCUUCUCCAUACCACCAUCCUCGACCUCUCCAGAUGUGGCCUUGUGUCACCUCCUCCUGGAAGCCCUCCCUGCUCUCUGCUCACCCAUUGCCCUGCUGUGGGCCCUGAAGCCUGGUACUAGCCUGACUGGGGACAGGCUUUGGGGAACAUUUUAUGAGUAAAUGAAUCAGAAGAAAGCCAUGACCUGCCUGCCUGUGCUCAGUGGCAGGUCAGAAGCUACUAAGCGGUGGCAUUGCCCCGGCAAGUUUAUUUUUCCACCUCCACUCAAUCAGCUCCCCCUUCAGGACUGAUCCGAGAGGUUGUGAAGCCACACUUCAUCAAAAACAGCAUCUUUGCACUCAGCAGGCAGGCUGGUGGGGGACCGUCCCGCCGGCUGUGGGGUAAGGGCAGCUGUGUGCGCCAGGCUACAGGGAAACUGAGGCCACUGCUUGGGGGUUUCACUGGGGAAUAUUCACAAACAGAGGUGGCCCAGAAGGGUUACAGGGCCUGUUCGUCUCCGACUGCUAGGUGUGGAGGGCGGGGACCCAUUGACCCGUCAGGUGUCACGUGGGCAGUGGUGCAUUCACGUGGGCAGUGGCACAGUCCCUCUUCUGCAUCGCAGCUCACGAACAUCCUCUUCCUCCAGGAAGCACCCCCACACACUGCUGGGCCCUCUCACCUGCCCCCUCCUGGCAGCUGGGUCCUUGGCUCACCUGGUCCCUCCAUAAGGAACCGUCGCAGCCACCACAGCCUUGUCUUCCCAUGUUGCACCUUCUCAGGUGCGAUGAACAAGCGUGUAGAUACCACACACCCGCCUGGGGCCUGGCAUCUUUGUCCAGAGGGUCAGAGGCAGUUCAGGGAAGGCUUUUAAAGUGUGUCUUGGGGAGCUCACGGCUGAUCAACGAGUGGGCCUGGGUCCCACAUGGCCAUGUGAUCUUGGGCCAGCCACUCCCCCGCUCUGAGCCUCAGCUUCCCGCAAUCUCACUGACCCCGACCUCUCACAUGUGGAGGGUCUCUAGAAGGUUCUGAGGGUCCAGGUGUGGAAUGGCUGCCUUGGGCAUGAAAACAUUCUUGGGCUUCAACCCGGGAUCUCACAUCUGGGGGCCUCCCUUGAAGGACAGAGGAGAGAUUUAUUACAGAGAUGUUUGUGCAGUGCCUCUUUAGUUUUAAUUUUUUUUUUUGUUCUUAACUUAAAAAAAUUUUUUUGAGACAGCGUCUCACUUUGUCACCCAGGCUGGAAUACAGUGGCACGAUCCUGGCUCACUGCAACCUCCAUCUCCCGAGUUUAAGCGAUUCUCCUGCCUCAGCCUCCUGAGUAGCUGGGAUUACAGCAACCGCCACCAUGACCAGCUAAUUUUUUUGUAUUUUUAGUAGAGACGGGGUUUCUCCAUGUUGGCCAGCUAGUCUUGAACUCCUAACCUCAGGUGAUCCACCCACCUCAGCCUCCCAAAGUACUGGGAUUACAGGCGUGAGCCACUGUGCUCACGCGCCGGCCGCAGUGCAUCUUUAAAUGUGGAAAGCUUGAGACAAUAGCUGUGCUCAUUGAGGAGUUGUGAUAACAUGACUUGCCUGACUCUGCUGUGGCCGUUCACAAUGGGAGAGGCUCUGCAGGCGGGUGGAGGCAGCUCACGUCCACACGCACAUGGGAACCCCCACAGGCCAGGGUGCUACGGGCCGGACCUGGCGCGGGGUUAUUGGUGUUUGCUGCCACGUUUUCUCUCUAAGUUUUCCAUAAGUUUGUUGAAUGAGCACCCAUUCCUUCUGGAACGGGCAAAAAAUGUUUGUUACAAAACUUAUCAUCUGACCAGAGCGACACUAGCCUGGCCAAAUUAUCACAGCAUGUUCUCCCCUAAAAGAGAGACAUUUGCAAAAUGCUCAGCAGGUCAUGGGGUGGCAGCACCCGUCUGCCGGGCACAUUUUAUCUCCACCAUUUAAAAGGAGCAGAGCUGAUUGAAGGGGAAGGAAGGGAUGUUCUAGAGAUUGGGGUGCACAGGGGCGCUGCGAGGCCAGCUCCCCACGUUUGGCGUGGCUGAUGAGAGCAACUUUGCUGCCACUUUGGGGCAGACUCCAUCCCGUGUAGCCUCGGGUACUGGUUAGAAUGCAGCAGUUAGAAUUUCAGACCCCGGGGGGUCUGAAAACAGCAUCUGUAAAGAAGGCAGGACUCAGUUCUCUCAUCUAGAACUUCGGGCCCGUCAUUUUGCCACUGCAGAUACUGGCAGUGUCUCGGACACACCCUAACGGAACAGAGGCCCCAGGUGGGUGUGUGAACCGCCACGUGUCGCCGUGCCUUGCUUUUCCAGACCCAACUUGGUAAUUAGCAGUCGUUGGUGCUGCCUCGUGUCAGCACCUACUGUGUGCCCAGCAAGCCGCUGGGAAUUUCAUGUCUGUUCAUUUUCUCUUUACUGUGGCGCCAGAUCACAGAGUAGGUGUAAAUAGCUGCCUCUAAGAUACAAAGCUGGAAGCCGGGCUGGUGGCUCACGCCUGUAAUCCCAGCACUUUGGGAGGCCGAGGCGGGCGGAUCACCUGAGGUCAGGAGUUCAAGACCAGGCUGACCAACAUGGAGAAACCCCGUCUCUACUAAAAAGACAUGCAUUGGCACAUUCCUGUAAUCUACAGGGUGCAUUGGCACAUGCCUGUAAUCCCAGGUGCUUGGGAGGCUGAGGCAGGAGAAUCGCUUGAACUCAGGAGGUGGAGGUUGCAAUGAGCCAGGGUCUAGCCAUUGCACUCCAGCCUGGGCAACAAGAAUGAAACUCCAUCUCAAAAAUAAAAAAAGACAAAAAGCUGGGGCUCAGAGAGGAGAGGCCCACUUCUUGAAGGCUGAAGAGCCUAGAAGGUUCUAUGCAACAUGUGUGUGGCUCGAGAGCCUGUGCUUCUUCCAGGGGUGGCAGCUCUGCCAGUAGAUGCCACGUUCUUGGAGAUUUGAACUCCCCCUGUGCCCUGAACACACCAGCCGCCUUGGUAGCCAUCAGACCCCCAGGGUCCCUACUGGAGCCGUUUAGACCCAAGAGAAGUGGCUGAGAAGGGGAUGCAGCUCUGGUUUAUGCAAGGAAGCUGGGGCACCUGACCGCCUGCAACUUUGCCACGUGUUUUUGACCUCUGCCAACUGCUUGGGUUUUUUUGUAAUUGUUGGGUUUUUUUGUUUGUUUGUUUUGAGACUAAUUCUAGCUCUGUCAUCCAGGCUGGAGUGCAGUGGCAUGAUCUCAGCUCACUGACAUGGCCACCUCCAGGGUUCAAGCAAUUCUGCCUCAGCCUCCUGAGUAGCUGAGAUUACAGGCACACACCACCGUGGUCAGCUAAUUUUUAUAUUUUUAGUAGAGAUGAGGUUUCACCGUGUUGGUCAGGCUGGUCUUGAACUCCUGACCUCAGGUGAUCCGCUGCCUCAGCCUCUCAAAGUGGUAGGAUUACAGGCGUGAGCCACCGUGCCCGGCCUGCUUGGGGUUCUUUUGAGGCCUUGGGUAUCUGACAGCAUUACCCAGGCCAGACUUCAGUCCUUACCACAGCAUCUUCACAUGUAGAUUAAGGGGCACUUGGUGUGCCUGACCGUGCAGGGAGGAUGUUUCUCCUACGUGUGACCUUGGAGAGGGAGGGACCAAGUUCAAUGCCGAAGAUAAGAUGAGACUGAGUCCCUGGCUAGUCCUGGCCCCCGGGCCUAGGCCCUGCAGCUUGGCCAACGUUGGGGUCCCUGCAGGGCACUCAGAGCCUCCUGGGCUGCCUCCAGCACAGUCUCAGGUCCUGCUGGCCACAUUUAUUGCCACAUCUCCCAGCUGGCCUCUGGAGCCUCCUCCCAGGCCCCUCCUGCCACAGGCCCAGGCUGGUGGUCAGUUGUAUGAAGACAGACAGGGGAGGAAUUUCUCUAGACAGGGCAGCCUGGAGUGACUUCUCCCAUUUACUCAAAGCUCCCUGGGGUAUUAAGAGUGGAGGCUGCUGUCCACUCAGUCCCACCAUGCCCAGGCAAGGAGCGUCGUCUUGCCUGGUGUAAAUCCGAGAAGGUGGGUGUCAUUGUCCCCAUCUUACAGAGAGAGUGAGAUCCAGAGAGGGAAAGGAGCUUGUGCAGCAUGACCAGGACAGAGCUGAGAUGGGAACGGACCCUGCAGUUGGACCUAGGGGUGCUCGUGGACCCGGGCAGGGAGGGGGCUGGGAUGCGGCUGGGGACUGGCCUCGGGGACAUUUUUCCCAGCCCAGUGUUGAUUCUAAUGGUUUAGCACCAGCCUGGAUGGCCUAGGCUGGCCCUGUUCCACACACCUAGGGUGUGGGGCUCAGGGCAGGGACAGCCUUGGGAGGCUCAGGCAGCCCGAGGGAGCAGUGCAUUUUCCGGAGAUUUUUAAAGUCUCCGUAGGCAGGUAAUGAAGCCUUCGUUCAUCUCAAGAACCCAGUGACGAAAACCGGGCAGAGAGGAGGGAGACCGCUGGUGAGUGGCGGUGGGCAGGCAGGGGUUCGGGCACUGCCGCGGCAGCUCACUGUCUCUCUCCACUCACCACCCGGGAGAACGGGCUUGUCUCGGCUCCCCUCCCCUCCCCUAGCUCUCAUAAUCUGAAGUCUGACUUCUGAUGUUAACGUGGGUUUCAGGCUGGGCUCAUGCCUGUAAUCCCAGCACUUUGGGAGGCUGAGGCAGGUGGAUCACGAGGUCAAGAGAUCGAGACCAUCCUGGUCAACAAGGUGAAACCCCGUCUCUACUAAAAAUAUAAAAAUUAGCUGGGCAUGGUGGCGCAUGCCUGUAAUCCCAGCUACUCGGGAGGCUGAGGCAGGAGAAUUGCUUGAACCCUGGAGGUAGAGGUUGCAGUGAGCCGAGAUCACGCCAUUGUACUCCAGCCUGGGUAACAAGAGCAAAACUCCGUCUCAAAAAAAAAGAAAAAACGUGGGUUUGAGAUACAUUAAAUUGGGCUAGCUGCAAAAAGGCUGGGCCUGCCUGGUGGCAGCUCUGUGAACCUGAGCAGGGGCAUGUCCCGCCGGGCCUGUGCUGUUUCGGGAGCCCCAGUCUGUGGUACUUUCCUGGGCGCCCUAGAACUGCUGUCCCAUCUGCUCCAGGUCAGAGCACUGGGGUGGUCCCAGCCCAGGGCAGUAGAAAAGGGUGGGCACAGGGGAUUUCCUAACCAGGCUGCAGAGGGGCAUCUCUGUGGGUGGCAGGCAGGGCGAUCCACGGUUAUUAGAUUGGAUAUCACGGUACACUGGUCCCCAGGGUGGGGGCUUUUAUUUUGGCCCAGGCUGCUGGUGGGAGAGGUGGAGAGGGAGUCCCGGCCAUCCUGGUGAUGGGCUCUGUGACCUCAGGGCCCUCUCCUAAGGGUUAGGACAGGAUGUGCCAUAGCAGGCCCUGCAGGCUGUGUGAGAGGUGGGAGCACCUGGGCCUGUGCUGACCUCACCUCGCUAUCUGUCACCUGUGGCUUCUGUGGGACCCCUCCCAGCCCUCCGUACCCCUCCCAGCCCUCCGUGGGCAUGGACAUUGUCACCAUGGACUGCCCACCUGGGGACAUCAGGCUCCUGUUCCCAUUUUCAGAGAUGGGCUGAUUGUGGCACAGCCUUUGUGGGAUGGGAAGAGGGUUGGGAUAGGGGGCUGGCUGCAGGCUCCCCCUGUGUGUGACUGAGCACAUCGUGGGACACUACCAGCAGGUCCCGCUCCUCGGAGGCCUGAUGAAACCAACUCGAGGCCAGCAGUGCUGCUGAGAAGGAGCAGCUCUAGCCAGUUAGCAGCUACCUGGGACUCCUGUCCCCACCCUCCUCCCUGAACCAGCAUCAGUCACACUCUCAGCUGUCGAAGAGGAGAGUGGCCCCCAUCCUCAGGUGAUAGGGUUUGGGGAUGGCCACAUUAGGCCGACCCAGCCAGCCAAGCAUUCUUGCAACCCAGGUUCCACAGGAGCCGGGAAGCCUCGGCCUGGAGAGGGUUCUGGGGGCAUGAGAGAGAAAGCGGUCUCCGGGGGCAUUGGUGUCCAAGGUGUGCAGCUGUGCAGGGCUGUGCAGUGCCCUCCUGCUUCAGGACCUGAACCCCUCCUUCCUCCCACCCCCACUCAGGGCUCAGCACCCCACCUGAGUCUGGCCUGAGGCCCCGCAGAACCCCAGCCAUGGCUCCGGUUUGCCCUCAAGUCCUCACCAAUAGCGAGCGGUACCCAGCUGCAGGCCUGAGUGGAGGCAGGGUGGGGAGGGAAGGAGCGGGCCUCAGGGUCACCCCGGGUGAAUGCCAGCUCCUGGGCCUUGAUGUCCUCCCUCAGUCAGUCUUGGGGGGUCUCCCACUUGAGUCACCUCUUGGGAAAGAACCAAAGUCCCAUUUGUACCUUGUAAGUCCCAGAUGUUGGGUGUCAUUCCAGGAGUGAGAGGAUGAGUGGGGAGGGGGAUGAGUG
This is a messenger RNA of Callithrix jacchus (white-tufted-ear marmoset), 24666 nucleotides long. RefSeq lists its product as uncharacterized. Lineage: Eukaryota; Metazoa; Chordata; Mammalia; Primates; Cebidae. The record is from RefSeq and is a predicted model, not a curated record.